This is a messenger RNA of Talaromyces proteolyticus, 837 nucleotides long. RefSeq lists its product as uncharacterized. The record is from RefSeq and is a predicted model, not a curated record. Bases 408 to 743 code for a protein of 111 amino acids. The transcript has 4 exons. Lineage: Eukaryota; Fungi; Ascomycota; Eurotiomycetes; Eurotiales; Trichocomaceae.
CUAUUUUGUUUUUGUUUUUUGCUUUUUUGCUUUUUUAACUACAUGACUAGGCAUUGCAUGUGCACAUCUAGUAGUGCAGAGUCGCGCUUUGAAAAUGACUGGUCCAGACCGCAGUCCGCAUAACGCGCAUUGGUCUAAACAUGUAUGGGUUUACUACUGUACUCCAGUUAAUUUUAUCAUGCAGGAUCUCAUGACACCUUGACCUAUUAUUUUGAUAUGACGUUGGGGGAGACGGCCUUCUAACCUUCCUUUUACCCUUCAUGAUAGUAAUGAAAUAACUCUUAGCGGUGUGGAAAUUGAUACCCCGGCUAAGGAUACUACUGGUGCUGAUAUUCAGCGGGAAACUUGAGGAAAGAGGGAAUUUCCAGUGCGGACAGUUUCUAUCGCAGAUAGCGCGUCAAACAAUAAUGGCAAUCGUACAUAUUGUUCUGUUUCAAUAUAAAGAGUCAACAAGCCUCGAAGACGUCGAAAAUGCAUCUGCCCAGGUUCUGGCGCUGAAAGAUAAUUGUUUGCACCCAAUAACUCAAAAGCCCUAUAUAAAAUCCUUUGUUGGGGGUAAGGAUCAUUCCCCCGAGAAUGCUCAGCAUGGCAUGACACAUGGAUUUGUGGCCGAGUUUGCGUCUUUGGAAGACCGGGAUUACUAUGUCUCCACGGACCCUGUACAUCUGGCACUUGGAAGACAAAUUGGACCGCUGGUUGAGAAGUUCCAGUGUGUGGACUUCACCAAUGGAAUUUUGACAUGAUUCGAAAGGAUAUAAAGGAUACUAUGGAGUAUCUUUCAAAUGACCAACACCAGAGAUUAUUCUCAUUGAAUAGGAUAGUAGAAUAUAAAUAAGU